AUGAAUCAAUCUCGAUCGGGGAUAAGCGAUGAAAAUUUUGACCCAUCGCUGAUAGAUGAUAACAGGACCGAUGAGGCCGCCGGAUCUUUUUAUGACAACGAUCAGCACGAUACAGAAGAGCUCUCUGAUGAUGAGGAAGAAAUAUUAAUGGAAAGUCCUUCUACUGAUCUUGUUAAGGACAUCAUGAAGCGUUUGUUGAAGGUACAAAAACAAAUGAAGUCGUUAACACAUAAAAUCGAGAAUGUUUUGAAUGUGAAUUCUUUAGAUUUACAUCCAUUGGGUGUAAAUAACGAAAAUGACAUUGAAGGCACAAUAUUACUGUUAAUAAAAUAUGAUGAACUUCAUCUUUUUCUCUGGGGGCGUAUGGCUAAAUUGCUUCACGAAGAACACCAGCAAUGUGCCGAUGUUUACACUGAUACGUUGAACUUGCAUGAUCGAGAGCCAUUUGAGUCUCUUACUUAUACAAUUCACCAUAACACUGUAUUUUGUGAAUACAUGGGGGAAUUGAUAAAUAUCACUAUAGACCACACAGCCACCCAUUCUGAUGGUGAAGGCGAACAAUUGAGACAGAAUUGGGCUAAGCACAUCAGGAGCAUGGAGAAAUCUCAGAUUCUUGCUACUUAUACCGCAUUGCUGGUUGUCGAAGGUUCACGCGAGAGUUUUUUGGAUCCUUUUUCUACUUAUGACCUUUGCAAGAUAAUUGUUGAGGAGAAAAUUCGUAGAAAACGACUGUUGGCACUAUCAUUAUUGUUUAGCAUGCUUGAGCAAGACGAUCAAGCAAUGGGUGAAACUCUUAAUCAGCAACUCCCUCAGAUUUUGUUACAGAGGGUCAGACAUCUUGUUCAUCGAAUUUUUGGUUAUCCUGAGAAACAGAAUGUAAUGUUUUCUCGAGAGCACAGUGGUUCACCAUUUAGACAUUAUUCUACUUUAAUACACAGCAACUCUAAUUCUCCUUUUAGCUCGCGAAGGGCUUCACCAGAGAUUGUGAAUAGAAAUCUAAUUAAUGAUACAAGAGGGACACCGCUAUCAAGUUCAGCAUUGGCUUCCCUUCAUAAUGGCAGUUCGUCUUCACACGCCGCGGAUAAUCAAGGGAUCACUUCUGCAGAAGCACAAAUGAGGGAAUUACCAAUAAUUAAUAUGGAGUUUGAAAAACCUUUAUUUCAAAGAGUAAAGCAUACACGUGAUAAUCAAGAAAGUGAAGUGACGUCGAGGCCAGCAAAGGCAAUUAAAUUGGAAAUAAAUGAGCGAGGUCCUGAAUGCCAGGAGUCAAAUGAAAAUUGGCAACCACAAAAAGGGGAGAAAGUAGGUCGAGGUCCCGCAUGGAGUUUUGAAAACCAAGCUGAAGUUUGUGAUAUUGGUGAAGUAUUGGGAGUGACAACUACAGAGGAAAUAUUAGUAAGUUGGGUAAGGAAUGUGGAUUCUGCUGCGGAUAACGAUGCUGAGUCCCGUGUUUUUCGUUACAAAUACAAAAAGCCUCAUGAACAGGUAGUUUCAUGGCAACGGUUCUUGAGUAUAAAAAGCAUGAAAUCAGAGGAUAUUGACUUUAAAAUGGAGGAAUUUAUGCUUAAUUGCGCUGUCAUAGGAGCUAUUUGUCAUCAACGAGAAGCCGUACUUCCAGCUCUUCAAUUUCAAGUGAUUGAAUCCAUGAUACAUGUUUUGAAUAGUAUUGAUUUAGCUGGCGCUGCAACUAUGGCUAAAAAUGCAGAAACGGAUACCGAAAUGCGAGAAAGGACCCUUUUGAGAAUGGAAGAAGAAGACGGAGCUGUGGAUGAAGAUAAAUUAGAAAUUCGAUUGAGGUGGGAUGCAAAACUUUAUAUUACGAAGGAGCACUACCGUCGGGUGAGGGAAAUCGUGGCGAGAGUAGGCUGGGUAUUGAAUGGUUUGCUUUCCCAUAAGAAAUUGGCAUUUCUCUUUCUUGAACUAGGUGGAUUGAGACAGAUUAUGACAUUGAUUAAUGCAAACCUAGAGGUUUCGACGACAUAUGGCUGCUGUAUGGUGUUGUCUCAACUCGCGAGAAGUGCUGUGUUGGAAAAGCUCCUUCGAAAUCAUGGAGAUUAUUUUGAACCCAUAAUGAAAUUUGUUCUGCAUCACUGGAAAAAUGCGUCUAGUCACGAUGUACAAAGUAGCGCGGGUGGUUUUCUUUUUCAGGCUCUGAGCUUUCCUUGUGUCAUUUCAUUUUUCGACAUCCAUGAGGGUCCACAGUCAACUAUGGCUACAAUAGAGAGACUACUAAAUAACUCAGAAGAACGAUUUGACGUUAUUUAUCCAGGUCUGACUCUUGCCGCGUUAAAGUGUUUUUAUGUGUAUUUGGUUUCUCAUUUGAUGCUUUAUACGAGAGUUGUUUUUCGAAAGCAUCGUUUUUUAUCAACUCUAGUGACAAAUUCUUCUCAGGGCGUGUCGUUGCCUCGGGAUCCAGCAACAGUUGAAUGGAUUUUGAGUUUUCUUUCUUCUACCUCUGCAUCUAUUCCUGACGUAACGAUUGAAACUGUUCACAGCUUAUUGACUCGAGAGAGGCUUGUUGUUUUUCGAUCCUUAAUCGAAAACGAUUUUCACAGACUUUUGCUUCGGUGUACACAAUUUUACUUUAAUCAGGGCCGUUGGGAGUUACUUGCAGCUUCUUUGAACGUUUUGUGUGUUUUGUCGGUUGUUCCCUUUGUUCGUCCCCUAAUUGCGGAUGCACAGUAUCCGGAGUCUGGAAUUGUACACUUGAUUAUGAUAUUAAGUGAUUUGCCGUCGGCCUCUCGAAACGGGAAUACAUCUCGUGAAUCGCACUUAAUUCCAUGUGUGGCUACCGCGUUGCAGAUCCUAUUGCAUCUAGCAGUACCUCCUGUGGAUAAAAGUGAUGAGGCAUCCGUAGCUACAUUUAAUCAAGUCUGUGGCAUGAUCAGGGCAAACGAUGGCGUUCGCACUUUGUUAGAAGUUUUGAAGAUUCGAAAGGAUGCGGCGAUGUCAGCCAAACUUCAUUUUUUUCCAGUGGUUGCUCGGGCUCUACAGUUGAUGGUAACUCUUCAGCGUUAUGCCGAUACUCGUCUUCUUUUUGAUGCUCUGGAUGUGAAUUCAGUGGCCAGAGAGUUGUUGAAACAAUAUGACGAUGUUCAAAAGGAAUAUAUCUCUAUGAUGGGAUCUCGUUAUACUGCAGGUGAUGUACAUGCAACAGGUCGUUUCAUGGAAAAUGUUAAAUGUUUUUUGUUUGACAAAGAAAAUAAGGAAAAUUUAACUGUUUCUGUGGAUCCAGUGGAAUUGGAAAGAAGACAAGCCAUUAUUGCUCAUUCUUACAUCAAUUACUCAAGAGAAUCAUUAUUAGAAUUAAUUUAUCGUUAUUUGGAUUCUGAGGGAUUACAAAAUGCGGCUUCGGUUUUGCGUCGUGAUGCAAAUCUUUCUUCAGAUUUUUCUCAGUUGCAGCAAUCGACGCAUUUGAAUACAGAUGUGACGGCUUUUUCGACAAUUGGUGCACCUACUCUUGAUAGUAUCAUACGCUCUUAUUUGAGACAGCAACACGAGAAGUGUACUAACCCUAUUUCUACUCUUCCUCAAUUUGAUUUGCGGAAAAGUCAUGUAUAUUACCCAUUGGCCGCUCCUGUUGAAUACACACGGAAUACUUUUAACCGUGGACUAGCGCGAAAAAUGGGUAUUGACUUCUCCUUACGUAUGAGAAACAAUGAAAAUCAUUUUCUCUAUCGUUACCCAGGGCAUUUGUUUGGUAUCGCAGGUGUUGGUGAUGAAAUGCAAGGAGACACCAUUGCUUUUUGUGACAAUGGAGACACAUUAGUCGUAGGGACAUCAGAUGGAACCAUAGCCCUUUUUGAUACAUUUCCAGAUGAUUCCUCUGUGGAAAAGUUGCUGGAACAGCAUCUUGUUUUUGACGAUGAUGGCGUAUCUGGUGUUUUUGUAUCUGAUGACGGGGAUAUGUUUGCGGUAGUUAGUAGCGACUGCGAAGUAGCUGUUAUGCGGCGUGAUAGUCUUCCAGUUGUUAAAUACUCUGUUGAGGGUAGCCGUGCUGCGCGGUUUUCUAAUUCCAAUACGUUUCUACUGACAACAUGUGAUGAACGUCACACAUGCCGUCUGUAUGAUAUCUCGGCUCAACAGGAGGUGCGUCAUUUCAGUGACCCGUCUUGGGUUGGCGAAAAUCUGGACAAUGUGGCUACAUUUGAUGCUUUUUCACAGCUUAUUCUUAGUGACGCCGUCCUGUGGGAUAUACGUUGUGGCGAUAAGCCCAUAUACCGUUUUGACCGUUUAAAUGAAUCUUUUUGCAAUGCCUUUCAUCCUUCUAACCUUCUCGUGCUUGUCGAUGAGAAAAUAUGGGAUUUGCGGACGUUAACCAUGUUACAAACGGUGCCUGCCUUUAAAAAGACCAGCAGCUUUCAUAUUAAUUUAUUUGGCCAAGUGAUUUACAGUUUUCGCGAAGCUUCAAGUCUUGGGAAUUCUGCCUCAUCAGUUCUCUCAGUUGUAGAGAGCCACACUUUUGAGACGGUUUUUUCCACCGAGGUUCGCCCACCCUUCAGGGCGUUUGCCAUUGACCCUUCAGAUAGGUAUUGCGCUGCGAUUAUUGAUCAAGACAUGGGUGCUGUGGUGCGGGUGUUUUCAACUUCUUCUGGGCCACUCCCCGGGCAACAGACCUUUCCUUUUCCCCAGAGCAAUGGUGAUAAUGCGAGCGAAACAGAUCUGGGAGAGAAUGAAGAUGGUGACGAAGACGAGUUAGACCACGACAGUUCCUCGUCCUCCAGUGACGAAGAUAGUGACGAUGAUCCUAGUAGUGAUACGGUAGAUGAAGAAGGAAGCGAAUUGGACCACACGGAGGCAGUGAGCGGUGCAGACUCCGAAGAGGUGAGCGAUGCUUUUGAGAAUGGUACGCUAACGACAACAGGGGAUGAAACUAGCGGAAGCGGAGAGUCCGGUGAGACAGCCGAAGAAAUGGAAGAAGUUUCUGACGAAUCGAUGAGUUCUACCUAA
Molecule: messenger RNA, 4950 nt
Organism: Trypanosoma cruzi
Lineage: Eukaryota; Euglenozoa; Kinetoplastea; Trypanosomatida; Trypanosomatidae
Exons: 1
Coding region: 1-4950 (1649 amino acids)
Biological process (GO): protein ubiquitination
Cellular component (GO): Cul4-RING E3 ubiquitin ligase complex; nucleus
Molecular function (GO): protein binding
Source: RefSeq, a predicted model, not a curated record